Molecule: messenger RNA, 2056 nt
Organism: Oryza brachyantha (malo sina)
Lineage: Eukaryota; Viridiplantae; Streptophyta; Magnoliopsida; Poales; Poaceae
Product: gamma-aminobutyrate transaminase 1, mitochondrial
Exons: 19
Coding region: 86-1627 (513 amino acids)
Biological process (GO): biotin biosynthetic process
Molecular function (GO): S-adenosyl-L-methionine:8-amino-7-oxononanoate transaminase activity; pyridoxal phosphate binding
Source: RefSeq, a predicted model, not a curated record
CCGGAGCUCUCCUCUUCUCCUCCUCCUCACUUCUCGCUCUGUUCUGUUUCUCCGGGAACCCGGUGGCGGUGGCGCGGCGGAAAAGAUGAUCGCGCGCGGCCUGCUCCGAUCGAACGCCUCCCCUUCCUCACAGGCAAUCAACUUAUUGAAGUAUGUGACUAGCAAUGGAAGCCUCCAAGGGCAUGCACAAAAUUUAGGGGAUGCAUCCAGACAUUUCAGUUCAGUACCAUCUCCUCAGUCCAACUCAACUGAAGAGAAUGGGUUUAAGGGGCAUGGCAUGUUGGCGCCAUUCACAGCUGGUUGGCAGAGCACCGAUGUUCAUCCGUUGGUUAUUGAAAGAUCCGAGGGUUCGUAUGUUUAUGAUAUUGAGGGGAAGAAGUAUCUAGAUUCUCUUGCAGGACUAUGGUGUACAGCUUUAGGUGGCAGUGAACCUCGAUUAGUCAAAGCUGCAACUGAGCAAUUACACAAGUUGCCGUUCUAUCACUCAUUUUGGAAUCGUACGACAAAACCAUCUCUGGAUCUUGCAAAGGAAAUGCUUAGCAUAUUCACUGCAAGGGAAAUGGGAAAAGUGUUCUUUACAAAUAGUGGUUCAGAAGCAAAUGAUUCUCAGGUAAAACUGGUGUGGUAUUAUAACAAUGCAUUGGGAAGACCAGACAAGAAGAAAUUUAUUGCACGAUCAAAAUCAUACCAUGGAUCAACGCUAAUAUCAGCUAGUCUAUCCGGUCUUCCUGCAUUGCACCAGAAGUUUGAUCUACCAGCGCCUUUUGUUCUGCACACAGACUGUCCUCACUAUUGGCGGUUCCAUCUUCCUGGUGAAACAGAAGAGGAAUUUGCAACUAGACUUGCCAAUAAUUUAGAGAACCUUAUCCUCAAAGAAGGACCAGAAACAAUUGCUGCAUUCAUUGCAGAGCCUGUGAUGGGUGCUGGUGGUGUCAUACCUCCUCCAAAGACCUAUUUUGAAAAGGUCCAAGCGAUCGUUAAGAAGUAUGACAUCCUUUUCAUAGCAGAUGAGGUCAUUACCGCAUUUGGAAGGUUGGGAACCAUGUUUGGAUGCGAUAUGUUUAACGUCAAGCCAGAUCUAGUAUCCGUGGCCAAGGCGCUUUCAUCUGCCUAUGUGCCCAUUGGAGCAACUCUGGUUAGCCCGGAAAUAUCAGAUGUUAUUCAUUCUCAGAGCAAUAAGCUCGGUUCAUUUGCUCAUGGCUUUACAUACUCUGGCCAUCCAGUUGCUUGUGCUGUCGCUUUAGAAGCCCUGAAAAUUUAUCAGGAAAGGAAUAUUCCUGAUCAUGUGAAGCAAAUUUCUCCAAGGUUCCAGGAGGGAGUCAAGGCCUUUGCGGGAAGUCCAAUUAUUGGAGAGAUACGCGGUGUAGGGUUGAUACUUGGAACUGAAUUUGCCGACAACAAAUCACCGAAUGAUCCAUUCCCUGCUGAAUGGGGCGUCGGUGCAAUCUUUGGAGCGGAGUGCCAGAAGCGCGGCAUGCUGGUUAGGGUUGCCGGAGACAAUAUCAUGAUGUCACCGCCAUUGAUAAUGACCCCUGAUGAAGUGGAGGAGCUGGUGAGCAUCUACGGAGCUGCACUCAAGGCCACCGAGGAGAGGGUGGCAGAGCUGAAAUCCAAGAAGACGAAUUAGUCGAGGUGACAGAACGAGAUGAUGAUGAUGAUGCUGGCUUGGGCAUCGACGACGACGAUUAUGAUGUUCUUGGAGGAUGUACAGAGCAAUAAUCCCUCGCUGUCAGAAACCUAUUCAGAGAAUGGAAAUAAUGCACCACAGCGAACGCUGUUCUUGGCGUGCAAAAUAGCAAUUGUGCAUCUGUACCAGAUUACAGUCUUACACAUGGGAUUAGAUGCCAUGCUGACUGUCAUCUUGUAUACCCAAUUACUACUAGUAGGUAGGAAUAAAUCAAGUUUUCAUAAUUUUUUCUUCGAGUAUAUCAAAACUUUAUAUACACUUCUAUUGAGAAAGCAGCAGCACAUCGAUGCAUUGACUGCUCAGAACCAACAAAAAGCUGCACAAUAAAAGUGAAAAAAAAAGAGAGAGAGAAGAUGGAGCAUUUGCACA